UCGAUUUUGUGCUAUAAAUGGAUCAAAAGAAAGGGAGGACAAAGAGGAGUUCAGGCAAAGAAUAAAAAUGUCUGACCAACUUUAUUCCUCUCUCCUCUCUCUCCUCCCUCGUGAUUAUGUUGAGGGGGAAUCCUCAGUAUGUGACAAUAUAGAAGAGGCAACAAAUUACAUCAAAGAUUUGGAGAAAAAUGUUAAGGAACUUCAACAUAAGAGAGAAAAGCUUGAGAAAUUUUUAUCUAAUCAAAUGCCAAAUGAUGUUGGACCAUCUUCAACCGUCAUUAGUAGUAUUAAUCCUUCUUCUAAUGAGAAUUAUGUGAAGAUUAAGGCUUCGUCGAAUGAGUUAGAGAUCGAAAUUAAUGUCACGGCUAAAGAGGGGGAAGUAUUUCCUUUAUCAAAUGUGUUCAAAGUGUUACAACUUGAACAAGGCCUUAAUGUUGUUGAUUGUGCCUACUCUAAAGUUAACCAAAGAAUGGUGUACGUCAUUCAUUGUCAGGUUGAUGAUAGGAAGUUGGUUGAUUCUUCUAGCUUACAGAAGAGGUUGAUCAAUGAAAUUUCAUCAUAUGCUUCAUAAUAUUUCUCAAUAUAGUUUUUGCAUAUAACCUUUUCCUAUAAUGCCCCACUUUUUUUUUUCUUUUUCUUCUUUUUUUGUGAAGAGAAGAUAGUUCGGACAUUUUAUUAAAUUAAAUCAAUUUCCGACGAAGCAAAUGUACUUUUUGGAAAGCACUAUUACAAAUGUACUCACACUUACUACAUGUAUCCCACCCAUAAUGCCCCACUUAUUCCAAUUUAUGUUUUUAUGUCAAUUUAUGUUUAUUUCCAAGUGAUAUUUUCACACAA
Molecule: messenger RNA, 837 nt
Organism: Spinacia oleracea (spinach)
Lineage: Eukaryota; Viridiplantae; Streptophyta; Magnoliopsida; Caryophyllales; Amaranthaceae
Product: transcription factor bHLH120
Exons: 3
Coding region: 68-571 (167 amino acids)
Biological process (GO): regulation of transcription by RNA polymerase II
Cellular component (GO): RNA polymerase II transcription regulator complex
Molecular function (GO): DNA-binding transcription factor activity, RNA polymerase II-specific; RNA polymerase II transcription regulatory region sequence-specific DNA binding
Source: RefSeq, a predicted model, not a curated record